Molecule: messenger RNA, 1023 nt
Organism: Centruroides sculpturatus (bark scorpion)
Lineage: Eukaryota; Metazoa; Arthropoda; Arachnida; Scorpiones; Buthidae
Product: ribonuclease J 1-like
Exons: 1
Coding region: 1-1023 (340 amino acids)
Source: RefSeq, a predicted model, not a curated record
AUGGGCGACGAAGGACUUCACAUUCUCAUUUCCGAUUCGACCAACUCGAUGUUGCCCGAGCAUUCACCGACCGAACAAAACAUCAUGCGCGACUUGGAACGCAACAUCGCUAGUGCCCAGGGGAAAGUGAUUUUCACGACCUUUGCUUCCAACAUGAACCGGGUUAAGGUUGGGAUUGAUUUAGCCGUCAAACACAAGCGAAAAGUUUGCGUCUUCGGUCGGUCCAUGAUUAACGGGAUGGAAAUUGCUAAGCAGUUCAAGUUUAUUGAUGUACCUGAGGAAGUUUUUGUUGACAAAAAAGAGAUCGACAAAAUCCCCGACGAAAAACUCUUUAUUCUUUCGACUGGUUCGCAGGGCGAAGAAAUGGCGGCUCUUUGGCAAAUGGCUUCCGGACGUCACCAGUAUGUCAAACUGAAAAACAAAGACGUGGUGAUUUUUUCUUCCUCACCGAUUCCCGGUAACCGCGUCAAGGUUGAACUGUUAAUUAACCAACUUUACAAAGUCGGAGCCGAAGCGCGCGAAAACCGCGUUGACGGUCUGUUGCACAUUUCGGGCCACGCUUACAAAGACGAGCACAAAACGAUUUUCAACAUCACCCGCCCCAAGUAUUUCAUUCCGUACCACGGGUUCUACCGUCAGUCAGCUGUUCACGGUCAAACUGCUUACGAAUGCGGAGUGCCGCGGGAAAACAUUUUUUUGAUCGAAAACGGCGAAGUAGUCGAACUUAAGAAAGGCGUGGUGCGGCGUACCAAACUGCGGAUACCGCACGGUCCGAUUUACAUUGACUCAACGAUCGCUAAGGCGGAAACUUUGGAAAUCAUCGAUGUGCGUGAGAAACUAGCGCAAAACGGUUUUGUCAACAUCAUCGCCAUGGUUGACCGCGCUAAGCGUGAAAUCAUCGGUAAAACGCGGGUGAUCUCGCGCGGCGCACUUUACGUGCAAGAGUCACGCGAGGAAAUUACCACUAUCCAGCGUUUGGCCCACGGCGCAAUUCUUUACACGAUUAAAAAUAAUCCCAACUGA